AUGGUAAUGACCAUUGAGAGAAAUGUGCGUCAAGGCUGGAUGCCGUCAGCUGCACAAGAGGCUAUUCUAAAGGCUUUGAUGGGCCAUUGGCUCGUUAAGCCUCUUCACAGCUAUCUCAAGGUCUACAGUCGAGUUGCUACAUAUGUCCACUAUCGUGCAGAAUGGCUCAGGAUGGGCAUCUACGUGACUGACCCGGUCGCUCAACACCUUGUUGACAAGUUGCUGAAGAAGUUUGCAGGGGAGCUGAAGUGUGUCCUGUGCAAAGAGAUCAUUGCAUCUAUAAUGACUAAGCAGCAAACGCUCAUGCAGUUCGCAUGUGCCACAGUUGAAAAGUAUCAUCUGCCGGUCAUUCCCAACCCAAUCCCUCAGAGUAUCUUGGCAACUCUGGCCAUGCUGCAUGCUGUUGGCACUGACAAAGCCAGUGCGAAGGAUGAAACCAGAUACUGGAAACUCGUUGAAGAGAAACUUGACGCACUUUACAACAUGCUGUUGGCGCUGACAAAGCCGGAGGUGGAAGAUGAGGAGUAUGGGGGCUUACCGAAACGUCCCUGGAUCCAAGACUUCCCACCAGAAUUUGAUGUGGCUGCUGUCCUUCGUGAGGCGAAGACAGAAUUUGAAACCCUGCGCGAUAAGAAGGCAGCUGCAGGGGAAGAAUCCUGGCAUCCAUUUGCCAGUCGGGAUGAGUGGGAACUCACGCACUGGCUAAUGACUGCGGGACUCAGUCAGAUGGCUACCGAUAACUAUCUAAACUUACCCAUAACCCGAGAAUGCACGAACCUGUCAUUCUAUAACAAGCGCGCCUUCUAUCAGAAGAUCGAUGCACUUCCACAGGGGCCCUCCUGGUCAUGCGAGCCUUGGGAAGUCACUGGUGAUUUGCUGGAUGAAAAGGGUCAGCCUUGCAAAGAGACCCUAGAACUGUGGAAGCGUGAUCCUGUUGAAUGCAUCAAGGAACUGAUCGGCAAUCCCGCAUUCAAGGAUGCGAUACGAUAUGCACCAGAGAAAGUCUUUGCAGACUGCAAUGGAGACACCAGGAUCUAUGAUGAGACAUGGACAGGCCAGUGGUGGUGGGACCUCCAGGAAAUAAUGCCAGACGGAGCGACAAUUGCACCUGUGAUUCUGUCAUCCGACAAGACACAGUUGUCAAACUUCAGUGGUGACAAGUCUGCAUGGCCAGUUUACCUCUCCAUUAGAAACAUCGGGAAGUCGACUCGACGUCAACCCUCGGCACAUGCCACGAUCUUGAUCGGCUAUCUCCCAGUCACAAAGCUUGAAUGCUUCUCAGAAGGGCAAAGAUCAAUUGAGGGUGUGCGUCUAUUCCACUCAUGCAUGAGGUCACUUCUGGACCCUUUGAUCAAGGCCGACAAGGAUGGCGUUGAGAUGGUCUGUGCCGACAGAUGUGUGCGAAGAGUGUACCCUAUUCUGGCAGCAUACAUUGUGGAUCACCCUGAGCAAUGUCUUGUCUCAGGUUGUCGUGAAAGUCACUGUCCAAAGUGUACUGUCAGUCCAAAUCAGCGAGGAGAACCACUUCACUCUCUUAUGCGCGACCCUGAUGUCAUUGAAACUGUGCUGUCGGAGGCCUCUCAAGGACUCAAACCAGAUAAUUUCAAGGACUUGGGCCUGAAAUUGAUUGAUCCAUUCUGGAGGGAGCUGCCACACUGUAACAUUUUUGCAUGCAUAACCCCCGAUAUUCUCCACCAGUUACACAAGGGUGUCUUCAAAGACCAUCUUGUCAACUGGGUCACUCAGUGCAUGAAUGGAAAUGCUGCUGAAGUUGAUCGACACUUCAAAGCUAUGACAACUCACCCAGAUUUGCGUCACUUCAACAAAGGCAUAUCACUGAUCUCACAGUGGAUGGGCGCAGAAUACAAAAAUAUGGAGAAGGUUUUCCUAGGUGUUAUAAUGGGAGCAAGUGACCCAGCUGUUCUUUGUGCAGUGCGCUCCGUCUUGGACUUCAUUUAUUAUGCUCAUUUUGAGGCACAUACUGAUGAUUCCAUUGCCAAACUUGAAGCUGCCUGGAAGGGAUUUCAUGCAAACAAGCAUGUCUUUGUGGAGAAGAGCAUCCGGAAAGAUUUCAACAUACCAAAGGCCCAUUCAGCGGAGCACUAUGGAGGGUCCAUUCGCAGUCUUGGAACAGUGGACAGAUUCAAUACUGAGAACUCAGAGUGCCUUCACAUUGAUUUUGCCAAGCGUGCAUACAGUGCAACAAACAAGAAGGCUUACCUGAAGCAGAUGACAGCCUGGUUGACAUGA
Sparassis crispa is the source of this 2250-nucleotide messenger RNA. RefSeq lists its product as hypothetical. Lineage: Eukaryota; Fungi; Basidiomycota; Agaricomycetes; Polyporales; Sparassidaceae. The record is from RefSeq and is a predicted model, not a curated record. Bases 1 to 2250 code for a protein of 749 amino acids. The transcript is spliced from 9 exons.